Molecule: messenger RNA, 2001 nt
Organism: Schistosoma bovis
Lineage: Eukaryota; Metazoa; Platyhelminthes; Trematoda; Strigeidida; Schistosomatidae
Source: the annotation of a GenBank genome assembly
AUAUAUAUAUAUAUAUAUAAAAUACAUGAAAUAUAAUAAUAUUUAACUUUUCACAGUCAUAUUAUUCACUUUAUCUUUCAUUAGGCAUAUUUUGCAUUUUCAUUUAAUAUUCUUACAUACUACUAGUGAUGUUAUAAAUUAAAACAAAAAGAUUGUCUCAUUAACUACUGGCCUAAUUGUUGUUACAUAGUCAAGUAAACGUAUUUAAUUUGCAAAACAUGAUUAGAUUGUUAUUUUACUUACAUUUAAUAGUAAAUGUCUAUCCAAACCAUACUUACAUUCAUAAUAAUAGCAGCUAUGGUGUAAUCGACCAGAAUAUAAAUCACACUACUAAUGACAAUGAUAAUGAUCAUGAUGAUGAUGAUGAUUUAUUAUGGUUACAAUGGAAAAGUUUACAUCAUAAAAAUUAUUCUACUCAUAAAGAGUAUAAUGAACAUCGUGAAAAUUGGUUGUAUAAUUUACAUUCUAUGAAACAGCAUAAUCAAAUGUAUGAUAAAGGUUUAGUAUUAUAUACAAUAGGAUUAAAUCAAUUCUCUGAUUUAAAUUGGAGUCAUAUAAGUACAAUAUAUUUAACAAAUUUAAGUCAAUAUUUAAAUAAACAUAAACAAAAAAGUCAAAUGUUAUUGAAACAAUCUUUAAAUGAAACAAUAUUAAAGGAAAUACCAGAUUCAUGGGAUUGGAGAAAAGUAGGUGCUGUAAGUAAAGUUAAAAUACAGGGUAAAUGUGGUGCUUGUUGGGCGUUUUCAGCUGCUGGAGCAUUAGAGGGACAGUUAAAAAAUAGGACUGGUACUUUUGUUGAAUUAUCACCACAACAAUUGAUUGACUGUAGUCAUUCAUUUGGUAACCACGGCUGUUUAGGCGGUGAUAUGAAUAAUGCAUUUCGAUAUGUUGAAAAAGAUGGAAUACAAUCAGAAGAAAGUUAUCCUUAUUUGACAAAAGAAGGUAAAUGUCAACAUAUUAAAUCAUCAUCAUUAACCUACUCUAAAUCAAUUAUAGAGAUUAAACUCAAUGAUGAAGAACAGUUGAAGUAUGUUCUAUAUGAACAUGGACCAGUUUCAGCUGGCAUAAACGUAGAGCAACAAUUUAUGAGAUACAAGAACGGCAUAUAUCAAUCCCAGUCUUGUUCGUCUACAGAAGUUAAUCAUGCAGUUCUGAUUGUGGGAUAUGGAGAAGAAAACGGUGUACAAUACUGGAUUAUUAAAAAUAGUUGGGGGACAUCAUGGGGAGAAGAUGGUUAUGUAAGAAUACGUCGUAAUUAUAAUAACAUGUGUGGCGUAGCAACUAUGGCAAGUGUACCGAAGCUAUAGAUACACCUGUUAAAUUAUCUAAAUAAACAGUAAGGUGUUCGGUUGAUUCUUUAUAUAAUACCGGAAAAUUUGCUGCUUGUGUUUAUCCGAAUACAGUAAUCUACAAUCACAAAAACUACUAAUACUACAAGGUUCAAAAUAUUCACUAUUAUAAGAACAUUGUUUUAUGAUAAUUACGGUACAUCAUCUAAUAAUAUGCCAUAUUUGUGACAGUAACCUUGCUCCCAUUCCCAAAUUUCAAAAUAUCUUUAGAAUACCUGAAAACCAGGCUUUAUUAUUACUACUUUUACAGUUCCCGUGACUGCAUAUUUUUCAUUCAGUUCUCAUCAUUUUUGAUGAAGUUUUUAAUUUACUUGAAAGGCCUAUUAACUUCAGCGCACUGUUAUCAAAAACAGCACUCAACAUUUCAUGAAAUUCCUGAGCAUUUCUUUUCAAGUUUCACCAGAAUUUUAUUGUUGAUUGAAUAGUUAGAAAUCAUGACUUCUGGAAAAUUCCAAGUACUUUGAUCAGAAAAAAGACAUAAAUGUAUUGCUACAAAUUAGUAUUUUAAAUAAGAUAAUAGUUAUGACCGGAGUUCUCGUAUGUAUUGGGCAGAAUAGCACAUACAAUUUUUAAGAUUCUACGCAUAAGAAUAAUCAUUAAGUGUUUUCAAUUUAUCAGAUCUUAAACGAAAAACAAGUGAAUUAUUGGCGUU